CGCACUUUUCGAAAUGGCGAACUUGCAAGAAUUGAAGACGGUGGUCAAGGAAACACUGGAAAAGCGUGGUGUACUUGGUCAAAUCAAGGCCAGGGUCAGGGCGGAGGUAUUCAAUGCACUUGAUGAUCAGGCAGAUCCUAGACCUCCUCUCAGUAAUGAAAACAUGAUCAUCAAUGAGUUAAUAAGAGAAUAUCUUGAAUAUAAUAAGUACAAGUACACUGCAUCAGUGAUGCUUGCAGAAACCGGGCAGCCAAAAACACCUUUGAACAGAGAGUUCCUAGCUGAGCAAUUGAAUGUUGUAGAAGAUAAAACAGCAUCCUCUUUGAAAUUACCUCUUCUGUAUAGUAUCAUUGCUCAGUUCACCCCAGGAAGUAGACAUCAAGUAGACAAACCUGCACACCAAGAACAACAUGGUAGGGGAAGGAUGGGACUGCUGGAACAGCUAGAUAGAGAUCGUAUUGGUCACAGUCAUGAUGGACUAGCGCAAGACCCACUUAUAAUGAGAGGUGGCUACCGAUGAAAUACUCAAGUGUAGUCUAGAAAGAAAUCAAAUACCCAUAGACAAUGUGUUAAACUGUAAUGGAAAGUAAAUUGAAGAGAAGCCAAAGAAAGUUUCAAGUGCGGUAUCAUUUAAAAUCAUCUGGAUUUGGUGAUA
Molecule: messenger RNA, 655 nt
Organism: Lingula anatina
Lineage: Eukaryota; Metazoa; Brachiopoda; Lingulata; Lingulida; Lingulidae
Product: centrosomal protein 20
Biological process (GO): cilium assembly; microtubule anchoring
Cellular component (GO): centrosome; ciliary basal body; motile cilium
Molecular function (GO): protein binding
Source: RefSeq, a predicted model, not a curated record